UGAAGGCGGCGGCGGCGGCGGCAUGGCGACUUGGAAGCGGGACAGCCGGCUCACGGCGCUGCAGCGGCUGGGCUGCGCCGGGCUGGCCGGAGCCGCGAGCCACAGCCUGACGGCGCCGCUGGAGGUGCUCACGGUCCUGGCCCAGGUGGGCACGCCGCAUGCCCGCCGGGGGCGGCUCUGGCGGGCGGGGCGCAGCCUGUGCCAGGCCGAGGGCCUCGGAGCCCUGUGGAAGGGCAACCUCGCCGCCUGCUUGCGCCUCUUCCCCUGCAGCGCCCUCCAGCUCGCCUCCUACCGCAGGUUUGUCAUGCUGUUUGUGGAUGAUUUGGGCCACAUUUCCCACCGGAGUGCCAUUGUGGCAGGGAGCCUGGCCGGGAUGGUGGCCACCAUUGCAACUUACCCAACAGAGGUUGUCAAGACGCGACUCAUUGUACAGAACCGAUUGGAGCCCCCCUACAAAGGAAUUGUUCAUGCUUUGUAUAUGAUCUAUCAUCAGGAAGGAGUCGCUGCACUCUAUCGCGGUGCUUCACUAUCAAUACUAGGGGCUGUGCCGUUUUCCGUUGGCUCUUUCCUUGUUUACACCCAUCUGGAUAAACUCUGGAGCGACCCCAGCCUCCACUUCACUCCAGUGCAGAGCUUCAUCAAUGGCUGCCUGGCUGCUGGCGUUGCACAGUCUCUUUCCUUCCCGUUCGAAACGAUCAAGAGGAAAAUGCAGGCGCAGAGCCCCUGCCUCCCCGACCACGGAGGAGUCGACGUCCAUUUUGCAGGCAUGCUGGAGUGCUUCAAGCAGACGGUGAAGACAAAGGGCUGGGUUGCCCUGUGGAACGGGCUCAUGGCCAACUUACUCAGGAUUGUACCCUAUUUUGGGGUCAUGUUCAGCACUUUUGAAUUCUGCAAGCGUGUCUGCCUGUAUCAAAAUGGUUACAUUGACUCCCCUCUAAGCUACAAGCUAACACCAGGCGUGGACCAGAGUUUACAGCCCCAAGAAUUGCAAGAAUUAAAGCUCCUUGGAAGAAGAAACUUUUAAGCCUGGGAAGCAUUUUCUGCAAAGCAAUACUGGAGCAUCACACUGUAAAAUGGAUACUAGGUCUUCCUGCCGGCUUAAUCGGGCAAACUGAAAUGAAGACAUUGACCUUGAGUUGUGCGGCUUCUUGCUUGAAAAUCCAGCAGGCACAAUUGGAUGGCCCAUGAAGCUCAGCACCCAUUGGUUGUGGCUUGUUAGGGCUAAAUGCACCUGCCAUCCCAGGCUCAGGCCUGCUGUGUGUGUGCAGCAGAAUGAGUUGGUGGGGUGGAUUAUACCACUUCAGACUGAAGGUGGGUGUAUGUGCAAUAUUUGAUCGCUCUCCUUUGGACCAAACUUCCUGCAAGUUAAAAGAAAACACAUGCAGCUACAAGAAUGGGGGACGGUUGUUCUCCAGAUGUUCUUGGACUGCAACUCCUAUCAGCCUUAGGCCCUUGCAGUCCACCAACAUCUGGAGGGCUAUCCAUUCCCCAUCUCUUAUCUAGCAAAGUAGGGAGAAAGAUUCCAUCACAGCCCACUUCCUGCUCUGCUGUGUUUCUGCCUGCACAGAGUGUUCUGAUGUAGGGGAGCUUUUGGCUGUGCCGUCUGAAAUGAUGCUGUCCAUUCUACCACCCCCAUUCUGCUGUAGGUGCAGCCCGGGUCCUAAAGACGGAGCAAAAACAGGUUCCUUGAACCUCAGAUGAACCACCUGGUCUACAGGAGACGUGCUUGCAGCAGUCAGCAUGUGGAACCACAAGGCCUGCAGGCCUGCCAUGGAGUGGCGAUGUGAGUGCCACAAAACAGACACAAGGUGCCUGCAGAGGAGAAAAACGCCUCCCAUCCAUGUUGUGUGGGGGGGUGGGGGGAUGGUAAUGCCGGAAUUGGGUAAUUUACUUGUGUGCACUGAAACACAGAACAGUUAUUUAAAAGAAACACAUGCAAAAGAUAAUAAAAAAUCCCAUGAAAACUGAAGAGGACUUGUUUGAUGCUGCACAUCUAUGGGAAUAUAAAUGACCACAUCUUAAAAAUGGGCUUUACAAGGUGUGUGUUGGGGCUUGAAUCCAUAGCUGGGGAGCUUUUCUGGGAGAGAGGAGGGUGAGGAGGCAGGCUGGAGAACUUCUGGACGGCUUCUGUCCUUUGAUCUGAUUUGCCCCUGCCUAGAGCUGACCACCU
Elgaria multicarinata webbii is the source of this 2170-nucleotide messenger RNA. It is a transcript of the gene SLC25A43, whose product is annotated as solute carrier family 25 member 43. The transcript has 5 exons. The record is from RefSeq and is a predicted model, not a curated record. Lineage: Eukaryota; Metazoa; Chordata; Lepidosauria; Squamata; Anguidae. The coding region runs from base 23 to 1024 and encodes 333 amino acids. Gene Ontology annotation, biological process: transmembrane transport.